GCGGCGGUGGGACGCUGGGAGCCGCCGAGGCCUGGCUAAGCCGCCCGCGGAGGGACGCUGCACUCGGAGCCAGUCAGCGGCGUCCCCCAACAGGACUCGGAGGCCGCUGAGACCCGGGUCGGUCAGCAACAGGGGCGACCCCCCCCCCCCGCCCUCCCCGGCCCUUCCACCCCUCCCUCCCCAGCCUAGGCCGCUGGCUGAGAUGUCCAGCUGCGGCGCUUGUACCUGCGGCGCGGCGGCCGCCCGGUUCAUCACCACCUCGAUCGCGUCCGCGCAGAGAGGUAUAUCUUGUGGUCGCAUUCCUGUACCAGUUUUGGGAAGAUUUGGGACCUUUGAAACCCAGAUUCUGCGCAGAGCUCCUCUUCGAACCUUUUCAGAAACACCAGCAUAUUUUGCCUCAAAAGAUGGGACAAGUAAAGAUGGCUCUGGAGAUGGAAAUAAGAAAUCAGUGAGUGAUGGAAGCAGUAAGAAAUCAGGCUCUGGGAAUUCUGGGAAAGGUGGAAACCAGCUGCGCUGUCCCAAAUGUGGCGACUUGUGUACACAUGUAGAGACCUUUGUUUCCUCUACUCGUUUUGUCAAAUGUGAAAAAUGCCACCACUUUUUUGUUGUGCUGUCCGAAGCAGACUCCAAGAAAAGCGUCAUUAAAGAGCCGGAAUCUGCAGCAGAAGCAGUGAAGUUGGCGUUCCAGCAGAAGCCGCCUCCCCCGCCCAAGAAGAUUUAUAACUACCUCGACAAGUAUGUUGUGGGCCAGUCAUUUGCUAAGAAAGUCCUUUCAGUUGCUGUGUAUAAUCAUUAUAAAAGAAUAUAUAAUAACAUCCCAGCCAAUCUGAGACAGCAAGCAGAGGUUGAGAAGCAGACGUCUUUAACACCCAGAGAGUUAGAAAUAAGACGACGAGAGGAUGAGUACAGAUUUACAAAAUUGCUUCAGAUUGCUGGAAUUAGCCCGCACGGGAAUGCUUUAGGAGCAUCAAUGCAGCAGCAGGUAAACCAGCAAAUACCUCAGGAAAAGCGAGGAGGUGAAGUAUUGGAUUCUGCUCAUGAUGACAUAAAACUUGAAAAAAGUAAUAUUUUGCUGCUUGGACCAACUGGGUCAGGUAAAACUCUGCUGGCACAAACUUUAGCUAAAUGCCUUGAUGUCCCUUUUGCUAUCUGUGACUGUACAACUUUGACUCAGGCUGGAUAUGUAGGUGAAGAUAUCGAAUCUGUGAUUGCCAAACUGCUCCAAGAUGCCAAUUACAAUGUAGAGAAAGCGCAACAAGGAAUUGUCUUUCUGGAUGAAGUAGAUAAGAUUGGCAGUGUGCCAGGCAUUCAUCAAUUACGGGAUGUAGGUGGAGAAGGCGUUCAGCAAGGUUUAUUAAAACUGCUAGAAGGCACAAUAGUCAAUGUUCCUGAAAAGAACUCACGAAAGCUACGUGGAGAAACAGUACAAGUUGACACAACAAAUAUUCUCUUUGUUGCAUCUGGUGCUUUCAAUGGCUUGGACAGAAUCAUCAGCAGGAGGAAAAAUGAAAAAUAUCUUGGAUUUGGAACGCCGUCUAAUCUGGGCAAAGGCAGAAGAGCUGCAGCUGCUGCGGAUUUAGCUAAUCUAAGUGGGGAAACAAAUACUCACCAAGACAUAGAAGAGAAGGACCGGUUAUUACGUCAUGUGGAAGCCAGAGAUCUCAUUGAAUUUGGCAUGAUUCCUGAGUUUGUGGGACGGUUACCUGUGGUGGUUCCAUUACACAGCCUGGAUGAGAAGACACUUGUCCAAAUACUAACUGAGCCACGUAAUGCUGUUAUUCCUCAGUACCAGGCCUUAUUCAGCAUGGACAAGUGUGAACUGAAUGUUACUGAGGAUGCUUUGAAAGCCAUAGCUAGAUUGGCACUAGAGCGAAAAACAGGUGCACGAGGUCUUCGGUCUAUAAUGGAAAAAUUGUUACUAGAACCAAUGUUUGAAGUUCCUAAUUCUGACAUUGUAUGUGUGGAGGUUGACAAAGAAGUAGUAGAAGGAAAGAAGGAGCCAGGCUAUGUACGGGCUCCAACAAAAGAAUCCUCUGAAGAGGAGUAUGACUCUGGAGUUGAAGAAGAAGGAUGGCCGCGCCAAGCGGAUGCUGCUAACAGCUAAACCAGCAGACAUGUUUCCUGUAUAUACAGCCUUUCCUUCUUUCGUUUAGGAUUACAACUGUUCCUGCAGUCUGGCAUUAAAGGCAUUGAAUCUAUCUUGGAUAACAUACAUGGUCAAGAAGUCUUUUAAGAUAAGAAUCAGAUCAUGUAUAGUAUUGUAACAUCACAUUGAUUUAUACAGAAGUCAUUAUGUGGACUUUGAUGACACAAUGUUUAGAGAUAAAAUGUACAUUAUUUUUGGUUGUUUUUUAAAAAUAUACCUUAACAAAAUUCUUAGGAGUUAAGCAAUGCAGGUGUUGCAGUAACUGUGGAUUUUACAAUAAUGUACUCUACAAAUGAGAAAAUAAAUUCUUUAAAGUUGAGCACCAGGAUAUCUUUUUCUACCCACAUUCAUUUUCUGAAAAUACAAGAAUUUUGUUCAUUUUACAAAUUGAACCAGGUAGUUUUUAAAUAGUUAAAAAUUUUGGGAGGAUCACUGAGUUUGAGGCAAGUCUGAGACUACAGUAAGUUCAAGGUCAGCCUGGGCUAGAGUAUGAGACCCUACCUUGAAAACAAUAAAUAAAAAUCAAAAAAAUUCAUAGAAAAUACCUUUGAAGAAGCCUAUUUUGAUGACUUGUUUUUAUUCUUAGUCUUUUAUGCUAAUGCAUGACACUUAACUUCCCAACUGGUACUAUAAAAACAAACAACUCCAUUCUCUUGCUGUUUUGUCUGAUUCAUUUGCUUUCUGUGAGUUCCAUGGAUGAGUGGAUGGACUUAAAGUCUGCUUUCAUUCUUCAUAGAAUAACUCUUCUUUCUUUAAGUAGCAUGUAGUACCAACCAUAGUGACAGCCAUGUACAGACUUAAAUAAUAAAAUCUCUUAAGAGUGUGA
Molecule: messenger RNA, 2972 nt
Organism: Jaculus jaculus (lesser Egyptian jerboa)
Lineage: Eukaryota; Metazoa; Chordata; Mammalia; Rodentia; Dipodidae
Gene: Clpx
Product: caseinolytic mitochondrial matrix peptidase chaperone subunit X
Exons: 14
Coding region: 203-2104 (633 amino acids)
Biological process (GO): protein catabolic process; proteolysis; protein folding
Cellular component (GO): mitochondrial matrix
Molecular function (GO): ATP-dependent protein folding chaperone; ATP binding; ATP hydrolysis activity
Source: RefSeq, a predicted model, not a curated record